Molecule: messenger RNA, 1032 nt
Organism: Durotheca rogersii
Lineage: Eukaryota; Fungi; Ascomycota; Sordariomycetes; Xylariales; Xylariaceae
Product: carbohydrate esterase family 3 protein
Exons: 2
Coding region: 91-825 (244 amino acids)
Molecular function (GO): phosphatidylcholine lysophospholipase A1 activity
Source: RefSeq, a predicted model, not a curated record
AAGACUAGCAGCAAGUUCGACGACAAAGAUGCGGAGGACAUCCCAUACGGUCUCCAGCCCUGUUGUCUUUUGCCUUGUACCACCGUCACCAUGAUCUUCGACAAGCUGCUCCCUAUUGCCGUGCUCUUGGGCGCGUCGGCUGCUCAGAAUGUGACGCUCCGGUACAUGCCCUUCGGUGACUCCAUUACGGAGAUCAUCUGCUGGCGCUCUAAGCUCUGGCAGAAGCUGAAGGGCACCGAGUGGGGAUCGGUUGACUGGGUCGGUUCCGGCAAAGGGGAAAACAACUGCCGCGACACCGAGUACGACCGCGACAACGAGGGUCACUCGGGCUUCCUGGCUAUCGACAUCGCCAACCGCAGGCAGCUCGUCGGGUGGCUCCAGCAGAACCCCGCGGAUGUCAUCACGAUGCACCUCGGCACCAACGACAUCGUGCAGCAGAACAAGCCGGUCAACGACAUCAUCACCGCCUUCACGACCCUGGUCGGCGUCAUGCGGGACAGCAACCCCAGGAUCAAGAUCGUCGUGGCUCAAAUCAUCCCGAUGGGCUUCGGCAACUUCAACACGCAGAUCCAGAACCUGAACAGGGCCAUCACGCCGUGGGCGCAGGGCCUCAACAAGACCGAGUCGCCGAUCUGGGUGGUGGACCAGUUCACGGGGUUCAGCGGCAGCAGCGACCUUCGCGACGGCGUCCACCCGAACGACUCGGGCGACAACAAGAUGACCAACGUCUGGUACCCGGCCAUCGUCAACGCCUUCCAGGUAGCCAAGGCCGACAAGGAGGCUCUCGCUGGUGCCGAGAGACUGGGCAUCCCGUUCACGGCCUAGACAGUGCGAGCUAACCCCCAGGGUAGCUCAGCUGCACAAUACGGGCCCCCCUCCCCCCCCUUUUUUGUUGGUUAGGUAGCUGGUCUUGCUUCGCGGUGUGCCCCAUACGUAGUGAGACUGCCCCCGACGUAGCGGGUUGUUGAGAGGCUGCUUCGAUUCGCCUUGUAUAUACAUUUAGUAGUUAUGAUAUAGGUAUGUUGAAAUCCG